Molecule: messenger RNA, 3875 nt
Organism: Panicum virgatum (switchgrass)
Lineage: Eukaryota; Viridiplantae; Streptophyta; Magnoliopsida; Poales; Poaceae
Product: pentatricopeptide repeat-containing protein At1g15510, chloroplastic-like
Exons: 3
Coding region: 123-2714 (863 amino acids)
Biological process (GO): RNA modification
Molecular function (GO): protein binding; zinc ion binding; RNA binding
Source: RefSeq, a predicted model, not a curated record
GUAGCAAGCGGCCACGAGACUGGCCACGCGCUCCUCACCUCGCCUUCCCCAAACCUCUCCAAAACCUCGCGGCUGCGGCUUCCAGCGCCAUGUGCGCCUCCUCCUCCUCCUCCGCCUUCUAGAUGCCGCGCCCGCCCACUAAGCCCGCGCUCAACUCACCCUUCCUCCCACUCGCCGCCUCCCUUCCCUCGCCGCGCGCCCUCCCGCCCACCCGCCUGUCCCCCGAGAAGCGCCCACGACGCCUCAGCUCGGCCGCCGUAUCGGCGGCGGCGUCCACGUCCUUCUCCGCGGACCCGAGCGCGGAGCUGCGAGCGCUCUGCUCCCAUGGCCAGCUCGCGCAGGCGCUCUGGCUCCUCGAGUCCUCCGCGGAGCAGCCCGACGAGGACGCCUACGUCGCGCUGUUCCGCCUCUGCGAGUGGCGCCGCGCGGUGGAACCCGGGCUGCGCGCGUGCGCGCACGCGGACGACCGGCACGCGUGGUUCGGGCUCCGCCUCGGGAACGCCAUGCUCAGCAUGCUCGUCAGGUUCGGGGAGACGUGGCAGGCGUGGAGGGUGUUCGCCAAAAUGCCCGAGAGGGACGUCUUCUCCUGGAACAUCAUGGUGGGCGGGUACGGGAAGGCCGGAUUGCUGGAGGAGGCGCUGGACCUGUACCACAGGAUGAUGUGGGCAGGUGUGAGGCCGGAUGUCUACACGUUCCCUUGCGUGCUGCGGAGUUGUGGCGGCAUCCCGGACUGGAGGAUGGGGAGGGAGGUGCAUGCACAUGUCCUCCGGUUUGGGUUUGGGGGCGAGGUUGACGUCCUCAACGCACUCAUGACCAUGUAUGCUAAAUGUGGGGAUGCUGUGGCUGCACGUAAGGUGUUUGACAGUAUGACCAUGAUGGACUGUAUCUCAUGGAAUGCGAUGAUUGCUGGGCAUUUUGAGAAUGGUGAGUGCAAUACAGGGUUGGAGUUGUUUCUUACUAUGCUGGAGAAUGAGGUGCAGCCUAACCUUAUGACGAUAACUAGUGUGACUGUUGCAUCAGGUUUGUUGUCAGAUAUAAGUUUUGCCAAGGAAAUGCAUGGGCUUGCAGUGAAGAGGGGUUUUGCCACUGAUGUUGCAUUUUGCAACUCUUUGAUUCAGAUGUAUGCGAGUCUUGGGAUGAUGGGGCAAGCAAGAACAGUGUUCUCGAGAAUGGAUACUAGAGAUGCCAUGUCAUGGACAGCUAUGAUAUCUGGGUAUGAGAAAAAUGGCUUCCCGGAUAAAGCUCUUGAAGUGUAUGCACUGAUGGAAGUGAACAAUGUAAGUCCUGAUGAUAUUACUAUUGCAAGUGCCCUUGCUGCUUGUGCUUGCUUGGGACGUUUGGAUAUUGGCGUCAAGUUGCAUGAGCUUGCUGAGAGCAAGGGAUUCAUGAGCUACAUCGUAGUUGCAAAUGCCCUCCUUGAAAUGUAUGCAAAGUCCAAGCACAUUGAUAAGGCUAUUGAAGUUUUUAAGUGCAUGCCUGAGAAGGAUGUAGUAUCAUGGAGUUCAAUGAUCGCAGGAUUUUGUUUCAACCAUAGGAACUUUGAGGCUCUUUAUUAUUUCAGGCAUAUGCUGGCAGAUGUAAAGCCCAAUUCUGUCACUUUUAUAGCUGCUCUUGCUGGUUGUGCUGCUACUGGGGCUUUGAGGAGUGGUAAGGAGAUCCAUGCACAUGUUUUAAGGCAUGGUAUUGGAUCUGAAGGUUAUUUACCCAAUGCCCUUAUCGACUUGUAUGUAAAAUGUGGCCAGACAGGUUAUGCUUGGGCACAGUUCUGUGCGCACGGUGCAAAGGAUGUUGUGUCUUGGAAUACAAUGCUUGCUGGUUUUGUAGCUCAUGGGCAUGGGGAUACUGCUCUAUCGUUCUUCAAUAAAAUGGUGAAAACUGGAGAGUGUCCGGAUGAAGUUACGUUUGUCGCUCUGUUAUGUGCUUGUAGUAGGGGUGGAAUGGUCAAUGAAGGUUGGGAACUUUUUCACAGCAUGACUGAGAAAUACUCUAUUGUUCCAAAUCUCAAGCACUAUGCAUGCAUGGUGGAUCUGCUAUGUCGUGUUGGGCAACUGGCAGAAGCUCACAACUUUAUAAAUGAAAUGCCUAUCGCACCAGAUGCUGCUGUUUGGGGAGCCUUGCUAAAUGGAUGCCGGAUACACCGGCAUGUUGAACUUGGCGAGCUUGCGUCAAAAUAUGUUCUUGAAUUGGAGCCUAAUGAUGCUGGAUAUCAUGUUCUUUUGUGUGAUCUAUAUGCUGAUGCUGGUAGAUGGGAUAAAUUGGCCAGGGUGAGGAAAACCAUGCGGGAUAAAGGAUUGGAUCAUGAUUCUGGAUGUAGCUGGGUUGAGGUUAAAGGAGUGGUCCAUGCAUUUCUAACGGAUGAUGAAUCACAUCCACAGAUCAGAGAAAUAAAUACUGUUCUUGAAGGAAUAUAUGAGCGGAUGAAAGCAUCUGGUUGUGCUCCUGUUGAAUCUCAUUCUCCAGAAGAUAAAGAAGUAUCCAAGGAUGACAUCUUUUGUGGUCACAGCGAAAGACUUGCUGUUGUUUUUGGUUUGAUCAAUACCGCACCUGGCACCCUGGUUUCUAUCACCAAAAACCAGUACACAUGCCAGAGUUGUCACAGGAUAUUGAAGAUGAUUUCUAACAUCGUACGAAGAGAUAUAAUUGUUAGGGACAGUAAUCAACUCCACCAUUUCAAGGAUGGAAGUUGUACAUGUGGAGAUGAAGGUUAUGCGUGAAGAACUUGCAGAGGGGAGGCUAGCUAGCUAUGUUGCAUAUACCCUUGUGCUAUUAUUUAUAUGGUACACGUGUCAGUCACUAGCAAGUAGCAGGGCAAGAUGGAUACAGCUACAUGGGCAGCAGCAGCACUGCUUGGAUCAACAGAACUCAUAUUUUGAGUUAUAUAUAGCAGUUUUGUGCAUAUAGUUAACUUGUUGCAGUGCAAGUGCAGAAAUUAUACUCAUGUAAUGCAACUUCAGAUUCUCACGAAUCAUGCCCAUUGAAGUCUCCUGAAGCAGUGACUCUUGGAGCUUAUCUUUGCUUCCAACAACUUGCCAAAAAGAAAUAUCAACCUAGUUUCCUCCAAGUUUGGUAACUGAGCUGAAAAUAUGGAUUGCAACUUUAUGUUCCAAAUUACUAGAGAAAGUCUGCCGGUAUACCAAACCCUGCAUGAAGAUCAAGCAAUGGACAUCAGGAUCCCUCCAGGCUCCAGCAUAAACAGAACAGUUUACAUCUUGAGACAGGUCAUCAGCACAUCAGGUUGGAAUGGAACUGGCCGGGUGAUUUUGGACAGGGCUGAUUUGUCCGAGGUGAAUAGUUGAUGGAUAAAUCCGGCGAGUGAUGACGCAGUUGACCAAGUCCGCGUCGAGCAGCCGAGCACUGCACACUGUGCAACCGACGUAGCAGAGCUGGACUGCUGCAUGGUUCCAUACUUCCAUGCAGGUUGGCAGCGCUUGCAGAAAAACGGGUUCGGAGUUGAAGCCAAAAGUAUUGGCUGGUGGCUAAUUUGCUGUGAGAGAAAAAUACUGCUUGUUGGUUAGUGGCUGGUAGCUGAUGCUGAUUAAGCACCGCUGCUAGUUACCAGCAAAACAUAGUGGAAGAGUCCUCUUCAAGCUCGCCGUCCCUGGAUAGAUUGCCAAUUCGCCACUAUUGUGUGCAGUUUCUGCCUUCUGCAACGGACCGCGACUGUUUUGGUACUACCCGUCGAUUUCUGUGCCCCGUUGGCCGUUAACUCCUUGGACAGCGUUGUACCUCAACCACAACUCUGCCCAAAAGCCCCUUGCCAUCAUGCCAUGCCUUCCAUACUGCGCGACACAAGUUAAACUGUCGAGAGAGGUAUGGCUAGUUCAAAUGCAUUUUCUCGUGUCACUUUCUAUAAAACUGGCUCUUUUUUUCGCGUC